GGUGGUGACUACAGUAGGAAAGAGUCUUUUUGACUUGAAAGGACUACCUAAGAUAUAAAUGGAAGAGUACACCUUACUGAAUAAAUCUGAUAUUCAAAAGCUUCAAGGGGAGGGAUGGUGCCCAGCAAUGACUGACUAUUCCCUGAUUGAGGAUCUGACACACCUUGUGGGACCCCUCACUGAAGAGACAGUGGUACGAUGUCUGCAGGCAAAGUUCUACUCACAGAAGUUCCAGUGUAAGCUAGGGCCAGUGAAUGUCUCUCUCAACAACUACCGGUACCGCCCCACAGCCCGCUGUCUGGUGGAGUCAAGUAGACCUACCUCAUUACUGGACAGUCUCGUGAGAGAGGCGGUCACUCAGCACACGGACACUGGUCACUCUCAGGCCAUCAUAUGCAGUGGUGAGAGUGGCAGUGGUAAGACAUUUUGCGCCAUGCAUAUGUUACGCCAGCUGUUUGACCUGGCUGGUGGCGGCUCCGAGACGGAUGCCUUCAAGCACCUGUCUGCCACACUGACAGUUCUCAGAUCUCUAUGUUCAGCUGCCACAGUCACGAACUCGGAGUCAAGCCGAGUGGGCUUCUUCAUAGAGAACUUCAUCACAGAUUCAGCCAUUUACAGAACAAAGAUCCAUUCCUACCUGCUGGACAGGGACAGGGUGUGUUCAGUUCAGCAAAAUGAGAGAAACUACCACAUUUUCUAUCAGAUGUUAGCAGGUCUAGGAUCUGAAGAAAAAGCCAAACUUCACCUGACAGGGUACUCCAUGCAUAACCUUAGCUACCUCAGUCUCGGCAACACUCAUAUCUGGAACGAAAUGGAGGAAAAGUCUCGAUUUGAUGCAUGGAAGAGUUCUUUGGGUGUACUUGGGAUUCCUUUCUCUGAUGUCAUGAGGAUUUUCUCCGCCAUCUUGUUGCUGGGUAACAUAGAAUUUAUGGAAGGCACUGGAAUGGAACUAGAUAUUAUUGGGAACAAUGAAAUCAAGGCAGUGGCAGCAUUACUCGGAGUGUCUGGGGUAGCUCUUUACAGAGGAUUCACAACACGGACUCGAAACACACGAGGUCAGCUGUGUAAAUCACUGGCAGAUGCCAAUACAGCAAAUGCCACAAGAAAUGCCCUUGCAAAAGCGCUGUACAGUCGAACUUUUGCAGCCAUAUUAAAAAGGGCUAAUAGUUUAAGACGACCUAAUAUCAACUCCUCGCUAUCUGGCAGCACAGAGUCAAAUCUUCAUCAUGUUGAUCCAGGAGGGAUGUCUUUCUCAGAGCAGAUGUUUUCAAGAAGUUCAUCCAUUAGGUCUGGUUAUGAGAAAACUAAAUAUGAUGGCUUUAUUAGCAUCAUAGAUAUGUUUGGAUUUGAAACAGCACAGAAAAAUCAGCUAGAGCAGUUUUGUGUUAAUUUGUGUGCUGAGACCAUUCAGCAUUUUUACAAUACACACAUAUUUAAGAGCACCAUGCAGGCCCUGAGGGAUGAAGAUAUUCAGACUGAGGUUGAAGUUCGUUACCUUGACAAUGAACCAAUCUUAGAGCUUUUAACCUCACAGAGGAAUGGAAUUCUUAGCAUUCUGGAUAUUGAGUGUGCUCAACCUAGAAGUAGCGUGGAGAUAUUUACAACAAAAGUAAAAGCUCACCAUAGAGUCAAUAAUUAUUUCUUUGAGCCUUUACCAAAGGCAGAUGGUGUCUUUGGUAUCCGCCAUUUUGCUGGCAGAGUGGUGUAUGAUACCAGUACUUUUCUGGAGAACAAUCGUGACACUCUACCAGAUGAUGUGGUGGCCGUAUUCUCUAAACAGAACUGUAAUUUUGGAUUUGUGUCUCAUCUUUUUGCUCAGGAAAACAAACCAAACACUGGUGAUUUAAGCUCAGGGCCUCAAGGAUUGAAGUAUAGAAUCUUGCCAAAUUCUUCUGACUUCAAGUUGAAUGGAACAAGAGGCACUCUCACUUCUGAUUUCCAAACCAAGCUAGACAAUCUGUUGAGGACUCUGGUGCAUGCCAAACCACACUUUGUCCUCUGCUUAAAGUCCAAUGACCGAGGGGAGAUGGACAUGUUUGAUGGGGACGUCAUCAUCCGACAGCUCAGGUCAUUACAGGUUCUAGAGACUGUCCAUUUGAUGGCUGGAGGAAUUCCCCAUAGAAUGAGAUACAAGUCAUUCAACAACAGAUAUAAGAUAUUCUUUGGUCAUAUGAAGCCUUAUCAACUGGAAACUCAGCAGGACCAGUGCAAGGCCAUACUCAACAGUUUUCUAAAAGCUAUGGAUGAAAGCAAGCUUCCCUACGUCAGCACACAAUGGAUGUUUGGGAAAAAACACCUCUUCUUCAGUGAGGGAACACGGCAGCAAUUAGAGGCAAUGAGAGCAGAGAAAAUCAACAAGGCAGCGUCCAUUAUACAGGCCUACUGGAAAGGUCUACAAUGCCGGAAAAACUGGACAAAGAGGAGAAAGCAGCUUCUGUCAGAUAGGGAGUCAGUUAAAUCCUCUCAAACCAGCUCCACACGGAAAUCAAACAAAUCAAAGAAAAUUGGCAUCAUUAGAAAAGAUGAGAAUCUUCUACAGCAAGCAUCGAAGUAUUACAAUAUAUGUUUGGAGACUGCUCCCUCAGUUCCCCCAAACAGAUCCUACUGUGUAGCCGGGAAAAAUGUCAGGUUAGGAUAUCCUCAUCAUAGGAUCAUGAAGGAUGAUUUUCCAAAGGGACCUGUGAAUGGAGCAGUGCUUUCUCGGGGGGAGGAGGUGGAUGUUGUCGGUCCAUCCUCAAAACGAGGUCACCUGAUUGUGAAAAACAAAGACAUUGUGAUGGAUGUACCAUAUCAUUUACUGGACCUCCAGACUGUUCCAGAACUACCAGCAAUGGACAUAUGACAAUCAAAAACUCCAGAAAAACAGUGCAAUUUUAACAUAAACAGUUUAAUAUUAUGGUUCAGCAAAUAUUUGUUACUAACUUAU
This is a messenger RNA of Saccostrea echinata, 2926 nucleotides long. Its product is annotated as unconventional myosin-VIIa-like. NCBI's taxonomy places the organism in Eukaryota, Metazoa, Mollusca, Bivalvia, Ostreida, Ostreidae. The transcript has 24 exons. Gene Ontology annotation, biological process: actin filament organization; vesicle transport along actin filament. Gene Ontology annotation, cellular component: cytoplasm; vesicle; myosin complex. Gene Ontology annotation, molecular function: cytoskeletal motor activity; actin filament binding; ATP binding. Bases 59 to 2842 code for a protein of 927 amino acids. The record is from RefSeq and is a predicted model, not a curated record.